AUGUAUGCAAUUGUGGAGUUUACUGCUACAGAAGAAGUCGAGGUUGUGCCUUGCACGUGGGUAAAUGGUGACAAAUGUCUGUGGCCAAAAGUGCCAUCAGACAGAGCCACAAGAAUGGUUCGACGCGCAACAAAACCAGAUUCGGGAUUCCUCUCCUAUGAUGCGCUCGUGAAAGGUGUAUUCCACACAUAUGAAGAUGGCCGUGCAAAGUUGGAAGUGGCCCGGUUCAGGUCCGAUUUAUCGGAAUCUGAUGGCGGUGGGAAGCGGAAGAGAAUUAGGCCUUUGCGCUACAGUUCGGAAUCUGAUUCCGAUGAUGACCUUCCGCGCGCCCCCUUGCAGCUUUCCAUGCAGCACAAGACACGUUGUCGACAAACCUCGGGGACAGCCCUGAGCUGUGCUGACUUUCAGCGGCGGGUUAUCACCAGUUUAAAUAUCGUAAGGCACAAUCAGGCUGAAAUUAUACAGAUGCUGACAGCAGCCCUAAAAAGAAAUAGUCCUCCAGAUUCAGAAAUUUCAAACACUCCUGAGCCAGUGCUGCGCUGCCCACUGGACAGUGUGCGAGAAGUCCUCGAUUUCAAUGAAGAACUGACUGAUGGAAAAAGUGAAGCUCUGGUUCUGGACCUUAUGGGUUAUGGUACAAGAACCCUGAACACAACUAUUAAGUCAAUGAUGGCUUAUAUAAUGAGUGAUCAGGCUGCGUCUGAAUUUAGUAUGGAUGGCCGCAAAGGCAAGGUUCGAUUUAGGGACCUGAAGCUCGUCAAGGUUCUGUUCUCGGCUGCUCGGCGGACACGCCACCACAAAGACUGCACGGUAGACGACGUGCUCUACCACAUAAAGGAGUGGCUGCGCAGGGCAAAAGAAAGGUGUGCAGCCACUGCGAAGAAAGACUAA
Messenger RNA from Dermacentor andersoni, 891 nucleotides. Lineage: Eukaryota; Metazoa; Arthropoda; Arachnida; Ixodida; Ixodidae. The record is from RefSeq and is a predicted model, not a curated record.